Vicia faba (fava bean) is the source of this 999-nucleotide messenger RNA. Lineage: Eukaryota; Viridiplantae; Streptophyta; Magnoliopsida; Fabales; Fabaceae. The record is from the annotation of a GenBank genome assembly.
AUGCAGUCCCUGCAAUCAUUUGCUUUCAUUUUAAUAUUUGUAAUUCUUGCAUUUGAUGUUUGUGAAUCUGAUGAUUGUAGCAAUCCGUUGAAGAGCAUUAGUGUUAGUCAAUCAGGCAAAGCAGAUUUCAAGACAAUUCAAAGUGCCAUUGAUUCUGUCCCUGCAGGAAACUCUCAAUGGAUUCAUAUCCAAAUAUCCUCUGGUGUUUACAAAGAACAAGUCUUAAUUCCCAAAAACAAACCAUGCAUUUAUCUUGAAGGAGCUGGUAGCAAGUCCACAAGUAUAGAAUGGGGCUCUCAUGAAAAUGCUACUUUCGAUAUAAAAGCAAGCAAUACAAUUGCAAAGGGAAUAACUUUUACGAAUACAUUGAACAGGCCAGUAUUAUUAGACGUGGUUAACGUUGUACAAGCCAAAGCUGCGAAAAUCCAUGCAGAUAAAUGUGCUUUCUAUAGCUGUUCUUUUCUUGGGGUGCAAGAUACCAUAAAUGAUGACGAUGGUCGCCAUUACUACAAUAAUUGUUACAUACAAGGUUCAACCGAUUUCAUAUAUGGAAAUGGUCAAUCACUCUUUGAGGCAAGUACAAUAUAUUUUUCAAAUGGAAAAUCUGGUCUGCAGCAAGAUGGGGUUAUUACAGCACAAUAUAGAAAUUCACCAAAUGAUCCAAGUGGGUUUGUGUUUAAUAAUUGUAAGAUAAGAGGGGAAGGAGGGUAUAAGACUCAACUUGGAAGGCCUAUGAAAGCUUAUGCAAGAGUCAUCAUAGCAAAUUCUUACCUAUCAGAUGUUGUUAGGCCUGAGGGUUGGAGUCAGAGAACAUAUGUUGGCAAUGAAUCAACCCUUACUUUUGUGGAGGAGGGAUGCACAGGACCUGGAGCAGACAAAUCGAAACGCGUGAAAUGGAUGAAGAGCUUGAGUGGACCUGAACUUGAUAAAUUCUUGAGUCUCUCUUUUAUUGAUCAAGAAGGAUGGAUUUCAAAAUUGCCAACUAGCAUAUUCCAUUAA